Messenger RNA from Triticum urartu, 1155 nucleotides. RefSeq lists its product as uncharacterized. Gene Ontology annotation, cellular component: transcription factor TFIIF complex. Gene Ontology annotation, biological process: transcription by RNA polymerase II; transcription initiation at RNA polymerase II promoter. The record is from RefSeq and is a predicted model, not a curated record. Lineage: Eukaryota; Viridiplantae; Streptophyta; Magnoliopsida; Poales; Poaceae.
ACGCGAUCCGCACGUGCCUCUCUAGACUAGUCUCUCUCCCCGUCUUCCGCCGCGUCAGAUCACGCGCCGCUCCCCCCGGUCGCCCUAGCGCCGCCACCAAACGAUCCCCCAAACCACGAGACCACCCGCGGCGGCUGGCCGGCGCAGGGAUGGGCGACGAGGCCAAGUACCUGGAGACGGCGCGGGCGGACCGCUCCGUGUGGCUCAUGAAGUGCCCCCCCGUCGUCUCCCAGGCCUGGCAGGGCGCCUCCUCCUCCUCCGGCGAUGCUAACCCUAACCCGGUCGUCGCCAAGGUCGUGCUGUCCCUCGACCCCCUCAGCUCCGCCGAGCCCUCCCUCCAGUUCAAGAUGGAGAUGUCUCAAACUAGUGUAGCCAGCACUUGCAAUCUACCAAAGAGUUACUCCUUGAAUAUGUUCAAGGAUUUUGUACCCAUGUGUGUUUUCUCUGAGACUAAUCAAGGAAAACUCUCAUGCGAAGGAAAAGUCGAGCAUAAAUUCGACAUGGAACCUCACAAGGAUAACUUAUUAAACUACGCGAAGUUAUGCCGUGAAAGAACACAAAAGUCGAUGGUUAAAACUAGAAAAGUGCAGGUACUUGAUAAUGACCACGGAAUGAGCAUGAGGCCCAUGCCUGGCAUGGUUGGUCUGAUAUCUUCUAGUUCCAAGGAGAAGAGGAAGCCAACGCCAACCAAACCAUCCGAUGUCAAAAGGACACGUAGGGAUCGCCGGGAACUGGAAAACAUUAUCUUCAAGCUUUUCGAAAAGCAGCCUAACUGGGCACUGAAGGCUCUAGUGCAAGAGACUGACCAGCCAGAGCAAUUCCUCAAGGAGAUAUUGAACGACCUCUGUAUGUACAACAAACGAGGGCCAAACCAGGGCACGCACGAGCUCAAGCCCGAGUACAAGAAGUCGUCUGAGGACGCUGCCGGUGCCCCGUGAAGAUGAUCUAUCUGUUUGGCGGCUGUUGUGUAACUGUGAUACCAGGAACCUGUUGGCUUGAUGUGCGGAACUAUGAGUUGUCUAUGUGAAGCCUCCAGUCAUGCUUGGGCUGCAUUUGCUUGCUUUUUAUUAAGAGGCAUUGUUGUAAUUGUAUGGGUAUAAGAUGAUACAUAUACAACACAUGUCACAGAGAGGAAAUAGAUCUACUGAUAAACCA